This is a messenger RNA of Fonsecaea erecta, 2787 nucleotides long. RefSeq lists its product as hypothetical. Lineage: Eukaryota; Fungi; Ascomycota; Eurotiomycetes; Chaetothyriales; Herpotrichiellaceae. Gene Ontology annotation, biological process: circadian rhythm; regulation of DNA-templated transcription. Gene Ontology annotation, cellular component: nucleus; cytoplasm. Bases 1 to 2787 code for a protein of 928 amino acids. The transcript is spliced from 2 exons. The record is from RefSeq and is a predicted model, not a curated record.
AUGCCCGACUCCCAGGAAUCAUCGGCACCGUCACCUAAGAGGGCGCUCUCGUCGACAAACAGCAGCAACCCCCGCCGGUCCCAUCCGUCGCAUUCAAAGUCGCUUCCGAGGAUUAAGAGGGUCAAGAUUGAUCACAAACCUGAUGUUUCAAAAGGAAAGCAGCCGCCCACACAGGAAGAGAUUGUUCCGCCUCUUCCGCAAGGAGAAAGUCGGGACUCGGGGAGCGACCAGAGCGCAGCCAGAUGGUUUGCGAGCAAGAAUGAGAACGUGAGCGAUAUCCAGAACAAAAGAGGAUCACAAGAGAAUGAAUCUCCUUUCUACCUCGCCCAUCAGGGCAGUUAUCACCAGUCAAAGAACCUCCGCUCGCACAACGCGGAGAGUUUCGUCCCGCGGCCCAGGGACGAUACCGAGAACGAUGAGUUGCGCGGGGUCAUUGACGACCUCACCGUGGAGAACAAGAAGUUGAAGCAUCUCCUGAAGAAUUGGCAGUCUCGGUCGAGUCCCACCAGCAGUAAUCCGGACAGGGUGGUCGAAGUUCGGUUGCAUGGACUACCGACUGAGAAGAAGAGGGAACUGGAAGAUCUCUUGAAGAAAUUUGCCACUGGUCUCAAUGGCGAUUCUCCGUCGCAACCAAGUUCAUCGGGUCCGAUUGAGAAGUCCGCCUCGAGUGCUGGAUACCCUGCCAUCCCAGCGCCGAAGCUUCCACAAGAUCCUAGUCAUACGGACUCAGGUUACGCCUCCAUCUCAAACUCGGGAAUGCAGUCAGCGUCGCAGUCUAACGGGCUACGACUACGUGAGCCUGUGUCAAAGAGAAAAAAAGAAACGGAUAUCGAAAAUUAUCUGCACGACAUUCCAGACUCGCUCUUCCCGAGAGAGACGGUUUCCGUUAGCGAGAAUGCUAAGAUGGCGUUGGUGGUGCAGAGGUUGGAGCAGCUCUUCACUGGGAAGAGGGCGGCGCCGGGUGAGCAUAGCCUGCCUGUUCAGCAACAGAAGAUCUCUCGUUCUGCCGCCAAGGCUGAUCGGCGUGAGGAUCAGAAGCAGAAUCGAACAUCAAGAGUGGAGGGUACUCGUGAAGCUCAUAUCCUGCCGCACGACUCCAAGAUCAACUUCGAUGCCAUCGAGACCAGUGGUCAACCCUCGGGGAAUCAAUCCGGAUCCGAGCAAUCUUCUGCGGAGGGAAGGAGUAUUCCGACCUCGGAACGCCCCGGGUCUCCAGAUCAACGGCCCACUCGACCAUUGGAUCUUGACAUCCACCGUGCGCAAGUCGCCGCCGAUAAUAUCGACUAUAUUCGACAUUUAGGGUUGUCGUCGCCGCAAUUCGAGGACUACGACGAUGCCAAAGAACAACCCUGGCUCUAUCUGAACCUGCUUGUGAGCAUGGCUCAGCUCCACACGCUCAACGUGACGCCGGCCUUUGUCCGCAAGGCUGUCAAACAGUUGAGCACAAAGUUCGAGCUUUCAAAAGAUGGACACAAGAUACGAUGGAUUGGGCGUCCUUCGCGAUCCGAAUAUGGCAGCCAGGAAAGUCCCGAGGGGCCACCCCACCGCACGUGUGAGGAUACUGGCGAUGAACCUGGACGGCAGAGCGGCAGAAGUGCUACCAGUACACUCAAUGAAGCAUCAAACUCGGUCUCACUCUCAGAUGAUAAAGUCCUCAGGGGGAAGUUGAGCGGCGGCACGUCCAAUUUGUUGAAGUCGACGUCGACUUCUUCCAAUCUUUUAACCGGCAAGCCUUCAACAAGUCAGUCUAAGUCGACUUCUGCGUUCGAGUAUAAACCUAUCGUAUUCCAAGGGAAGAGGACCUUUUUGAAGCACAAAAACUCAUACCUGGAUUCGGCUAGUUCACAUGAAGAUCAGUCACCCGACUCUGCUGGCCUGGUCCGCGCCUUAAACCGGUCAAGUCUGAAACCCAAGGAAGACGGGUACGAUGGCUACAUGACAUUCUUCAGCAACCCGUACUUCUUCACCGAUCUCAGUGGUGACAAGUCUCCUGCAAACGUCAGAUUGAGCGGGUACAAAGGGUCCCGGGAUACUUUAGGUAUCGAUAAGAAGCAGACACUCAUAGACGACACCCUGCGAGACGCCAAAGCUUGUUAUUUCCUUUCUCCCUGGCCGCCCGCACGGAACGCCUGGCCUCAAAACUGCCCGGAGAUAGAUAUGCCGCUUUCACCGAUAACAUCAGCUGGGGAGGACGAGACGAUGCCGCUGGAGUUCGAAGCUUCUGGUCUCGGAGGUGUUCGGCCGGAAGACAACUUUGCGCUCGACGUCCAGAUCGCCAGAAAACGGCAGAAGCUCAGCAAUGGUGACGGUCAGGGGACAAUCCGGCAGAAGCGACCUGCAAGAUAUAUAUACCAAGUUGCCAAUUGCCGGAGGCUGAAUCUGCAACCUUCGCGGCUGCCACCGCCCAGCUAUGUCUUCUUUACAGCAAGCUCAUCGUCCAGUGCGGGGAACGGAUAUUAUGAUGACGAGGACAGUAACGAGUCCUCAGAGGCAGAUUAUUCCCCCGCGCCAGCCGGGUUUCUCUGGCAAUGGUCGUCGAGUUCAAAUGAACGACAAGGCGGUGACGACGAUGCAUCUGUGGCAAGUUCUUCCCUAGGCGUGUUGGAAGCGGCACGCGCCAGGAUCCCGAUCCCCGGUGCCACAAAUGAGCUGGGCAGGACCAUGAGUGGGAGCCUCGCCGCCACUGCCGGGGCGAGCUGGAGUGCCGCCUCCAACGACGCCGAUGCUGCCUUUGCCACCGCCCUCAACGACUCUUCAGACGGGAUGAGCGUGGACCGUGAACUGUGA